CAACCAAUAGUAUUGAGAAAGGAGGGGAAAAAAGAGGAAAAAAAUGUUGUUCAAUUUUGAUCUUCCAAUUAUAUUUUCACAUCUUUAUUUUUUCUUCCUUCUCUUAGUAAUAUUCUUGUUAUUUUUCAUCAUGAGUAUUUCAAGAACCAUGUUAACCAAUCUUUUCAUAUAUCCCAAGUCCACCAAAAUUCCAAGAUCCUAUCCAAUUAUUGGCUCUUAUUUCUCAAUCAAAUCCAAUAAAAAUCGUCGAAUUGAAUGGACAUCUGAAAUUGUUCUAAGUACACUACCAUCUCUCACUUUUACACUUUAUCGACCACUAGGUCAUCGUCAUAUAUUCACAGCCAACCCCUCCAAUGUUCAACACAUUCUCAAAACAUACUUCCAUAAUUAUCAAAAAGGGUAUCUUGGUAAAGAAACUUUAAAGGAUCUUCUAGGAAAUGGCAUAUUUAAUGCUGAUGGUGAGGUUUGGAAGUACCAAAGAAAACUUGCUAGCCAUGAAUUCAACUCCAAAUCUUUGCGUAAAUUCGUUGAGAAUGUUGUAGACGUUGAAUUGUCUGAUCGUCUCAUUCCUAUUUUGACUAUGGCUACGUCUCAAAAAACUGUUCUUGACAUCCAAGAUCUGCUUCAAAGGUUUGCUUUUGACAACAUUUGCAUGGUUGCUUAUGGGUACGAUCCAACAUAUUUGUUACCAUCCUUUCCGGAGACAAAGUUUGCAAAUGCAUUUGAAGAAGUUGUUCGAAUUAGUAGCGAGAGAUUCAAUUCCUUCUCUCCGUUUAUAUGGAAGCUCAAGCGAUUCCUCAAUGUUGGAUCUGAGAAGAAAUUGAGGGUUUGUGCAACACAAAUUCGCGAUAUGGCUACGGAAAUGAUUAAGCAAAAGAAGGAAAAAUCAACUCUUAUGAGUUCUAAUGAUGAUCUUCUUUCAAGAUUCUUAACAAGUUCUGACGGACAACAUAACAUGCAUAGUGAAGAGUUCAUUACAGAUAUUGUGAUAAGUUUUAUCUUGGCCGGAAGGGACACAACUUCUGCUGCACUAACAUGGUUCUUUUGGUUGAUUUCCAAGUAUCCAAAAGUGGAAAAAGAAAUCUUGGAGGAGAUAACUAACAAGACGACGUCUUCUUCAACGUAUGAUGAAGUAACGGACAUGGCAUACACUCAUGCAUCACUAUGUGAAAGCAUGAGACUUUAUCCACCCGUCCCCGUUGAUACUAAAGAAGCCAUGGAAGAUGAUAUAUUGCCUGAUGGGACAUUUGUAAAUAAAGGAACACGAAUAAGCUAUCAUCCGUACGCAAUGGGGAGGGUGAAGGAUAUAUGGGGGAAGGAUUGGCAGGAUUUUAGGCCAGAAAGAUGGUUGGAAAGGGAUAUCAAGACAGGGAAUUGGAAGUUUGUUCCUAGGGAUCCGUUUGUGUAUCCUGUGUUUCAAGCUGGACCUAGGGUUUGUUUGGGAAAGGAGAUGUCAUUCUUGCAAAUGAAGAAGGUGGUCGCCGGAGUUCUACGACGUUUUAGGUUUGUUCCGGUGGUGAAUAAAGGUGAGGAGCCAGUGCUGAUAGCUUACCUUACUAUUAAGGUGAAAGGUGGUCUCAUGGUAAGGGUUGAGGAAAGGACAAAUUCAUAUGAUACACUCUCUCUAUUGCACUAAAAAGACAUUCGUAUAUGUGUAUGCAACAUGCACACACAUGUAUAGAUAUAUCUUUUAUCACCAAAAUCACCCUAAGGAGAGAAGGAACAAAAUGUGUUAGUCCACCCCCAAUUAGAGUAAUUUGUGCGCCCAUUUCGUCUUUAGGAAGAACUUUGUUAAAGAUGAUCUAUCUACGUGUGAGGAAGGUCUUUUUCCUUUUUUCUUCGAUUGUUUGUCUAGUGUUUUUCUUAUUCAUGUAUCUAUACAUGUGUACAACAACAACAACCCAGUGAAAUCCCACAUCGUGGGGUCUGGGGAGGGUAGAGUGUACGAUCUAUACAUGUGUGUGCAUGUUUAUUGUAAUAGUAAAAUAAAAAAUAAAAAAUG
Solanum dulcamara is the source of this 2002-nucleotide messenger RNA. Its product is annotated as cytochrome P450 94A2-like. The transcript has a single exon. Bases 44 to 1636 code for a protein of 530 amino acids. Gene Ontology annotation, molecular function: monooxygenase activity; oxidoreductase activity, acting on paired donors, with incorporation or reduction of molecular oxygen; heme binding. The record is from RefSeq and is a predicted model, not a curated record. NCBI's taxonomy places the organism in Eukaryota, Viridiplantae, Streptophyta, Magnoliopsida, Solanales, Solanaceae.